GUGGCAGGGUGGGGACCCGGGAGGGUAUUUCCAGUUGGCAGCACUCGGGGAUCUCAUUGCUUAUCGGGGUGUUGACAGCAGAGCCAUGGCCGAGGAGCAGCGAGACCUCAUCUCAGACCACGGCAGCAACGUGCUCAAUGUCAGGGACACCCAGAGGUCUGCCUGGGGCCGCAAAGCCGCCCUUUCCACGCUCUCCAUCCUGGUGGCCCUGCUGAUUGUCGGCCAGGCUGUCACCAUCUACUUCGUCUACCAUCAGAGCGGGCAGAUCGACAAGCUGACCAAGACCUCCCAGAUCCUGCAGCUGGAGGCACUGCAGAAGAAGCUGCCUGCCAGUGCCAAGCCGGUGAAGAAGAUGACCAUGGUGAACAGUCCCCUGGCUAUGAGGGUCCUGCCUUUUGUCCCCUCUGCAGACAUCAUGGACACGGCCCCCGCUAGCAACAAAACGGAAGACCAAGUGAAGCACCUGUUGCUGCAAACGUACCCCAGGAAGACUUUCCCGGAGCUGAACGACAACCUGAUGGGCAACCUGAAAAGCCUGAAGAGCACCCUGCCUGAUGCAGACUGGAAGGCUCUUGAAUCCUGGUUGCACAAGUGGCUGCUGUUUGAAAUGGCCAAGAACCCCAAACCGGAGGAGGAUAAGGCAGUCCCAGAGAAGCACAAGGUGAUCCCAGCACAGAAAGUGCAAACUAAGUGCCAGGCGGAGGCCAGUUUUGGGGGUGUCCACCCAGGUUCCUUCCACCCACAGUGCGAUGAGAAUGGUGACUACCUGCCCAAGCAGUGCCAUGCGGCCACCGGCUACUGCUGGUGCUCCUACAAAAAUGGCACCAGGAUUGAGGGCACUGCCACACGGGAAAAGCUGGACUGCCCCGAUCCCGCCCCUGCUUUAGGGGCCACCGUGGAGCCAGAGGACAUGAUCUUCUCUGGGGUGGAUGUGCCCAAGCUGAGCAUGGAGAGAGCUGAGUAGAAGACGCCAGCAGAUGCCUGUCCUCUCUUCAGCAGCCCAGCUCCCAUAUUUUGGUUUUUUUUUU
This is a messenger RNA of Cuculus canorus (common cuckoo), 1028 nucleotides long. RefSeq names its product CD74 molecule (gene CD74). Gene Ontology annotation, cellular component: cell surface; membrane; cytoplasm. The transcript is spliced from 9 exons. Gene Ontology annotation, molecular function: cytokine receptor activity; MHC class II protein binding; macrophage migration inhibitory factor binding. The record is from RefSeq and is a predicted model, not a curated record. NCBI's taxonomy places the organism in Eukaryota, Metazoa, Chordata, Aves, Cuculiformes, Cuculidae. Bases 86 to 964 code for a protein of 292 amino acids. Gene Ontology annotation, biological process: immune response; negative regulation of intrinsic apoptotic signaling pathway in response to DNA damage by p53 class mediator; positive regulation of ERK1 and ERK2 cascade.